AUGUGGAGUGUAGUAUGUUUUACUGAAGACAACACAGUUGCAGCUGUGCCUAAGUUUUGGUAUCGUGAUGGUUAUUGUGCGUGGCCAAAUAGGUCUUUCCAGAAAUAUAUUGAUCGCCGUGUAAAUCCAAAUGAAUUGGAGUUUACACAUUUUAAAGCAAAGGUUCUACACACAGACAUAGCUAAUCUUUUAGAAGCUCGAUCAGUAGCUCAAGAUAAUUCUGGGAUAUCAUCCAAUGAAAAUCCUGAUGUAAACACUAACUUAAAAAGGAUUCGAAAACCUAAAUCAGUUUAUAAAGCAAAUGAACCUGUUAAUUAUCCAAGUCCUCCUGGCCAUAUUUCUGAAGAAUCUGAAGACUUAUUUAAUAUUAAUGAUAAUUCUGAUAAAGAUAAGUCAUACACUAUGGCAAGAAAUGAAUCCGUUUCAAGUUCUGACGAAAGCAGUAACUGUAUUUUUAAUGAUACAACAUUAAAAUCAAAAUUAAACGUUGAAACUCCGCAAUUCAAACAACAUAAGAAAACAUCCACUGAGGGAACUUCUGAAAUAUCAGGAACUGCCAAUAAAAAGUUGAAAAUAUUUCAUCAUAACAUUUCUACCAAUUCAACUCACCAAUCAACAACACCUGAAGUACCAACAACUAAAAUAUCUACAAGCACAUCAACAAUAUUAUCCCCUUCUAUUGAACUUGAAAGUGAUAAAGCAUUCAAAAAAUUUGUAACCAGAAGCCUAACCAAUAUAAAAUAUGAAAUUGAGUCCAUCCAAAAAAGACAAGAUUCUUUCCGUGAGCUAUUAGAAAGCUACUUUGAAAAAUUGUCUAAUCCAUCUACCCAUCACUCAUCAAUCUGGGAUUCAGAUGUAUUUCAUGAGAUUAUUUGCAUUGAAAAUGAUAAUCAACUGGAAUUAAUGGAAGAAAAGCUGACCACAGAUAAAUCUUAUAAAAACCAAGUUAUAGUAACAUUAAAUCGACUAGUUGGAGAUUCCUUAUCAGAAACAAUCAGAAAAAUUAUGCAGAAGUUAUUUUCUGAUAAGUUUCUUUCAAAUUACUCGUAUAUAGGAUUUAAAGGAAAACAUCAGUUUUCCACUCUGCAAUGUUGUAGCUUAAUAUUUGAAUCCGUAAAUAAGAUGAAAAAGUUUCGGGAUACUCCACUCAAAGAAAUAAAAAAACCAAUAGAACUUUGGUUAGCUCAAGCUCCGUCUCGCUUAAAAAAACAAGCAGCUAAAAAUAUUUGUUCCACUAGUGGCCAUUUAUAA
Messenger RNA from Melanaphis sacchari, 1251 nucleotides. RefSeq lists its product as uncharacterized. The coding region runs from base 1 to 1251 and encodes 416 amino acids. The transcript has 6 exons. NCBI's taxonomy places the organism in Eukaryota, Metazoa, Arthropoda, Insecta, Hemiptera, Aphididae. The record is from RefSeq and is a predicted model, not a curated record.